AUGGUGACUGUUGCUGUUGUCCAGAUCCCUUGUCAUGACGAGAAUGUUCAUAGGAUGCGAUCUUCACUUCUUCAUCUUUCAUUCUCCCUCCGUUUCUUUAAACCUAAACCACCUCCACCGUCAACACCACCGUCGCCAUUGCACCUCCACCGUCACCACCACCACUACACCGUCACCACCACCAUUACAUCUCUACCAUCACCACCCACUAUUACAUCUCCACCGCCACCACCCACCAUUACACCUCCACUGUCACCACCCACAACUGCUGCACCUCCACCGUCACUACCACACCACCACCAUUACACUUUCACUGUCACCACAACACCCCCACCACCACCGCUGCACCUCCACCGGUCACCACCACACCACCUCCUUCAUCAACACCGCCGCACUUCAUCAACGCCGGAAUAA
This is a messenger RNA of Helianthus annuus (common sunflower), 414 nucleotides long. RefSeq names its product leucine-rich repeat extensin-like protein 5. The transcript is spliced from 2 exons. Lineage: Eukaryota; Viridiplantae; Streptophyta; Magnoliopsida; Asterales; Asteraceae. The record is from RefSeq and is a predicted model, not a curated record. Bases 1 to 414 code for a protein of 137 amino acids.